AUGUCGACCGAGAAGCCAUUGCCGUUCGUAUACCAGUUCGCGGCGGGAGCCGUGGCUGGUGUGAGUGAGAUCUUGGUCAUGUACCCGCUGGACGUGGUGAAGACGCGAGUACAAAUCCAGUCCAAUGUCCCAGUGCCGGGCGUGGAUCGCUACGACGGCAUGUUGGACUGCUUCAGGAAGAUCAUCAAGAACGAAGGCUUCUCCCGUCUAUACCGUGGCAUCACUGCGCCUAUCCUCAUGGAAGCGCCCAAGCGUGCGACAAAGUUCGCUGCCAACGACGAGUGGGGCAAGGUAUACCGCAACCUCUUCGGAGUCGCACAGAUGAACCAGAGCUUGUCCAUCCUUACUGGGGCUUCGGCUGGCGCGACAGAGGCGUUCGUGGUGGUGCCGUUCGAGCUGGUCAAGAUUCGGUUACAAGACCGCGCGCAAGCAGCCAAGUACAACGGCAUGCUCGACGCCGUGCAGAAGAUCGUUCGACAAGAAGGUCUCCUCACCCUCUACCAAGGUCUCGAAUCCACUAUCUGGCGUCACGUUCUCUGGAACUCGGGCUACUUCGGCUGCAUCUUCCAGGUCCGCGCCAUGCUCCCCGCCAACCCGACCAAAGACAAGAGCAUCCAAAUCCGCAAUGACCUGAUUUCGGGAUCUAUUGGAGGCACGGUAGGCACCAUUCUCAACACACCCAUGGACGUCGUCAAGAGCCGAAUCCAAAACUCGCCCAAGGUGCCUGGAGGAGUACCAAAGUACAACUGGGCGUGGCCAGCGCUGGGCACGGUCAUGAAGGAGGAAGGCUUCGGAGCGCUGUACAAGGGUUUCGUGCCCAAGGUGCUGAGACUGGGACCUGGCGGUGGUAUCCUUCUUGUCGUGUUCACCGGCGUCAUGGACUUCUUCCGUAAGAUGAGGGGGGAUGCUUAG
Molecule: messenger RNA, 912 nt
Organism: Saxophila tyrrhenica
Lineage: Eukaryota; Fungi; Ascomycota; Dothideomycetes; Mycosphaerellales; Extremaceae
Exons: 4
Coding region: 1-912 (303 amino acids)
Biological process (GO): transmembrane transport
Source: RefSeq, a predicted model, not a curated record